GGUCCGCAAACAGCUGAUUAUAACCUUAAUAUACGGGAGAAGUCGUCUCUCCGACCUCUCUUCUCAUUCGUCUCGCGGCAGGGAAGGCAACUCAACGCAGCGGAAGAGGCUCUUUUCUCCGCUUCGCCGAUCCCCUCCAGAUUCUCUGGUGAUUUCCGAAGCAUUCACGCGCAUUCGGUGGCAUUUAUGGCUUCAUUUCGAGCAUUCUUGAACAGCCCUGUUGGCCCCAAAACUACUCAUUUUUGGGGCCCUGUUGCCAACUGGGGAUUUGUUGUGGCUGGACUGGUGGAUAUGAAGAAACCUCCUGAAAUGAUCUCAGGCAAUAUGACUGCAGCAAUGUGUGUAUAUUCAGCACUCUUCAUGAGGUUUGCAUGGAUGGUGCAGCCUCGCAAUUAUUUACUUCUGGCAUGCCACGCAUCAAACGAAACUGUUCAGCUUUAUCAGCUCUCCCGUUGGGCUAAGGGUCAGGGGUACUUGCAACAGGAGAAGGAAGAAGCUUCGUCCAAGUGACUCAUAUGAAUACUUUCUGGUAUAUUCCUUGUUGUAUGGAUCUUUGACUGUGGGGCUCUCCAUUGAUUUCUUGUAUGAAAAUCAUGGAUGUCAGAAUAAAUUUCUCAACAUCUCUUCUGGUUUUUCCAGUUCAGUGAUAAUACUCGUGGUCGUAGAGAAAUUGUUUGUCCAGCUUCUGAAUA
Punica granatum (pomegranate) is the source of this 692-nucleotide messenger RNA. The record is from RefSeq and is a predicted model, not a curated record. NCBI's taxonomy places the organism in Eukaryota, Viridiplantae, Streptophyta, Magnoliopsida, Myrtales, Lythraceae.